UGUUGCGUGCGCCCGAGUUCUGCACCAUAUAUAACACGGGGGGUAACAUUCCGGGCAGCUCUCAGUUCUGUUCCGCCCGGCGCCGGCUACUGCUGGCCGCAAGCAUGUUCCCACUGGGACAGUUGAGCCCGGUGUUAUUCCUCCUGGCCGGUGCCUCGCUCUCCUGCGAUCCGGGACCCCCGGCCUCACCCGUGAACACCACCGGCAUUGUGUGCCGGUUCACCAAGGAAGCUGCCUUAGUAUUUAACCAAGAGACGAGCGAUGUCAUCCAGGCAACGUUCCGGCACGCUUCAUUCCCCAAUAUCGUUGGAGGGAAAUCGAUUCUGAUUCUGGGCUCCGUUUCAUAUAUUUUUAAAAAUUUGCAGAUAAACAACAUGUCUGUGGAAAGUAGUGAUGUAGACCUUAGUAAAGAAAAAGGAAUCCUAAUCUCUAUCCAAAAUGUAGCUGCUUCCUUCAAGGGAACCAUGAACUAUGCAUACUCCAACUGGCUGUUAAAGCUAAAUCACUCACUGGAUUUUGAAAUUGAGUCCCAGACUGAUGUUGAUCUUGCUCUAACUUUAGCAUGUGACAACGGGAGAAUAGCAGUGACCAUCUCAGAUUGCCUGCUCAAUUUUGAUAAGCUAACUCUGCAACUGCAAAAACAGAGCGAGGUCACCUGGAUUAAGCAACUAUUGACAGAUUUUGUUUCCUUCACUUUGAGACAUGUUCUUAAAGGACAGAUCUGUGCAGAAAUUCAUAAGAUGUCAAAUCUACUGGCAGACUUCACUCUGGAUCAAGCCGGAGCAUUCAUACAAGAUGGGAAGAUUGCCACAAGUACAGAAUUAACUAGUGAUCCAGUGAUUACCUCCAGAUACGUUGAAUCCCGGCACAAGGGUAAUGUGUUCUACAAGAACUUUUCAGUUCCCCAGACGCCCAGCGCCAUCCCAGUUGAAAGGGUGGAGACCAGAAUGUUUAAUCUGUGGGUCUCGGAACCAGUGAUCAAUUCUCUCCUGUUUGCAGCAUAUCAUGAGGAUCGCCUAACUCUAAAGCUUGUGGACAAUGACUUGCUGAAAGUAUUUGAAGAUGGAGAAUUUGAAAAUGAGCCAAAUGUUUUACAGCAGAUGCUUCCUGCUGUUCCUAUGAAUGACCUGAUGCUCAAACUCACGCCUCUCAAGCCACCCAGCAUUCUGUUCAAACGCAUAGGCACCAUUUUGGAGGGAUCCCUAUCUGUCGAGGUUGACGUUCUGCCUGAUAGUAAAGAAUCCUACACAGCACUGUAUCUGGAGAUGGAUAUUGAAACUACUGUCCAGUCAUCUUAUGCAAACAGGAAAAUCCACCUGCAGCCCUCUUCAAAUCGCUGGAGCAUCAAAGUUAUAAAGAAUAAUCCAGCCAUCACCCUGGAUGAGAGUAAAGCCAAGCGUUAUUUGGAGAAAUUUUUCUCAAGGGGUGGAUUACAAAAGAUCAUCUCUUAUGUGGAGUUUUACAUAACGGCACUGCUUGACAAGAAAGGACUGCACUACUUUAAUGUCACCAACACAGUGCUGAAACCAGACAAGGGUUAUGUGAUUGUUGCCACAGAUUUUCGUUUUCCACGUCAGCUACUGGAAAAUUUCCUUCGAAACGUCACCUCAACCAGAAGAUCCUAAUUUCAGAAAAAUACGGUGAGGGCUUGGUGGGAUGUGGAGUUGAGCAGAAUUCGCAAUAGCUUGAAAAGCAGAUGUCUUUACACUGAUAAGUUUAACUGGGUUUCUCGAACUGGAGAUUUACAGUGAUUACUUUAAAUUGUUGUGUUGACUUGUAUAUAUGAAUGGCAUUUAAUCAAAUGUAACACCAAAGAUGGUGAACCGUUUCAAAUGAGAAUACAAUGUGUUCAAUCUUG
Molecule: messenger RNA, 1858 nt
Organism: Pristis pectinata (smalltooth sawfish)
Lineage: Eukaryota; Metazoa; Chordata; Chondrichthyes; Rhinopristiformes; Pristidae
Gene: cetp
Product: cholesteryl ester transfer protein, plasma
Exons: 16
Coding region: 105-1625 (506 amino acids)
Biological process (GO): cholesterol metabolic process; triglyceride transport; triglyceride homeostasis
Cellular component (GO): high-density lipoprotein particle
Molecular function (GO): phosphatidylcholine binding; triglyceride binding; cholesterol binding
Source: RefSeq, a predicted model, not a curated record